This is a messenger RNA of Hemibagrus wyckioides, 3019 nucleotides long. RefSeq names its product potassium voltage-gated channel subfamily A regulatory beta subunit 1b (gene kcnab1b). NCBI's taxonomy places the organism in Eukaryota, Metazoa, Chordata, Actinopteri, Siluriformes, Bagridae. Gene Ontology annotation, biological process: potassium ion transport; negative regulation of delayed rectifier potassium channel activity; transmembrane transport. Bases 978 to 2177 code for a protein of 399 amino acids. The record is from RefSeq and is a predicted model, not a curated record. The transcript has 14 exons. Gene Ontology annotation, cellular component: voltage-gated potassium channel complex; membrane; cytoplasm. Gene Ontology annotation, molecular function: transmembrane transporter binding; voltage-gated potassium channel activity; potassium channel regulator activity.
UCCCUUUCUCUCUCCUUCAGCACUUAGCACUGCGAUCAUGGCUCAUUCUCCUCUCCCUCCUCUCUCUCUCUCUCUCCUUCACUCCUCUCCGCUGCCUGUCUUUUUUCAUUCACACGUUCCUCCAUCAAGCGGAUGUUUCUUCCAAAUCAGCACUGCACUGGCCAAGCCGCACCCCGCUAGUUUUGGGAGGGAAAAAAAGAGGUUAAACUAAAAAUCUUUUGACCUCUGUCUUCUCAGCACUUUCUUCAGCAGGAACCUGUUUUGAAAGGACACGGCUGUAUGGUUUAAAUUUGGCUUGUCCUAUCCUUGCCUCUGUGUGGAUAUCUCUCUCUUUAUGUGAAAUAGUUUGACACUGUCCUUUUGCUAAACGCCUGUGUUUUUUCUGACUGGCGGUCUUAUUGCGGUAGUCAGGGAAACCCCCCUACCUUGGUAUUCUAAGGGGGAGGGGGAGACUCACUGAAGCAGAAAUCAUAGUAGGGUAAAAAUAGAGAAGAAGAAGAAGAAGAAAAAGAAGAAGAAAGAGAGGAACAGAGAAAAGUGGACCAGAAUCAGAAGAAAAAGACAUCAUUUGUUAUCAGGGACUGGAACUGCUUAGAAUUCCUAAAGCGGAGAGAGUGAAAGCAAGAGAGCAAGAGAGAGAGAGAGAGAGAGAGAGAGAGAGAGAGAGAAUCACAGUAAGUCACACACAAGCAAUGCUGAACGCAGCAUGUGCCACUCUACAGACUCUGUCACUUUAUGAAGAGGACUGUAUUCUCUGAGCACGGGAACCUCCAGGACAUUUCAUCAUCUCUGUUUCGUCGUACACACAGAAGGACGCAGCACAGAUGAAACAGGACAUCACUGUCUUCUCGAAACCCUGCAGGCUCUGAAUCAGCAUCAGCAAGUUCCAGCUCGGACCUUGUGAAGUUUUUGCUACUCCGUCCUCUUCUGCCUCAUUCUGCUCCUGUUCAGGGAAUUUAGCCAGUUCUCUUCUAGCCAUGCAGGUGUCCUUUGCAUGCACAGAUCAUGGGCUAAAGGCACCACGGAACAAUGAGCCAACCAAGCAAAACACAGCGAGUCCGAACACAACAAGUGCAGCCCGGGCUCGGUUUCGCACAGUGGCGCUAAUCGCUCGCAGCCUGGGAUCCUUCACACACCGCCACCACAUCUCACUGAAGGAGUCCACAGGCAAACUCACUGGCAUGAAAUACAGGAAUCUUGGGAAAUCCGGAUUGCGAGUAUCAUGUUUGGGACUUGGAACAUGGGUGACAUUUGGGGGUCAGAUUUCCGAUGAGGUUGCGGAGCAGCUAAUGACUAUAGCCUAUGAGAACGGGGUUAACCUCUUCGACACAGCUGAGGUUUACUCAGCCGGGAAAGCAGAAAUAAUUCUUGGAAAUAUCAUCAAGAAGAAAUGCUGGAGGAGGUCGAGUCUAGUGAUCACUACCAAACUUUACUGGGGAGGAAAAGCAGAAACAGAAAGAGGUCUCUCAAGGAAGCAUAUUAUUGAAGGUCUGAGAGGGUCUUUACAGAGGCUACAGUUAGAAUAUGUGGACGUCGUCUUUGCCAAUAGGCCUGAUAACAACACUCCUAUGGAGGAGAUCGUGAGGGCAAUGACUCAUGCUAUAAACCAGGGAAUGUCCAUGUACUGGGGGACAUCACGCUGGACAGCCAUGGAGAUAAUGGAGGCAUACUCAGUGGCAAGGCAGUUUAACCUGAUCCCUCCCGUGUGUGAACAGGCCGAGUAUCACUUCUUCCAGAGAGACAAAGUGGAAGUGCAGCUGCCUGAGCUGUAUCAUAAAAUAGGUGUGGGUGUGGUGUCCUGGUCUCCUCUGGCCUGUGGAAUCAUCACAGGAAAGUAUGAAAAUGGUGUACCAGAAUCCUCUAGGGCAGCAAUGAAGUCAUACCAGUGGCUGAAGGAUAAGAUAGUGAGUGAAGAUGGAAGAAAACAACAGGCUAAGCUGAAGGAGCUGAGUCACAUUGCAGAAAAGCUGAGCUGUACACUACCGCAACUUGCCGUGGCUUGGUGCUUACGGAAUGAGGGUGUGAGUUCAGUUCUGCUAGGGAGCUCUAACCCUGCACAACUCACAGAAAACCUAGGUGCAAUACAGGUGCUUCCAAAGAUUACACCUCACAUUGCCUCAGAGGUUGACAAAAUUCUGGGCAACAGACCCCACAGUAAGAAAGACUAUCACCACUGAGGGAUUCUGGGACUGAAACGGAUGUGUGUCAUUCCUGAUCUGUCCGCGUGUCUCUCAUCUUUUAUGUGGCAUUACUGUAGACCAUUGCUGUUCUAUUAUCAUAAAGGCAGUAUAUUCUGCCCAUACUGUUUCAGUGUGUCUUGAGUCAGUCAAAAGAGCCGUGCAUGCUUAAGUGUGUCAAUGCUUGAUCAUCCCUCUUUUGUCUCCUCGAUUACUUCGGACGUUAGAGGACAAGUCUGUUUGAGUCAUCGUGCCUGAUUAGGCUUUAACAUUUAAUUAAGUGUAUUUUGAUAAGAGACAGUGGAUAAAGAUGCCUGUAGGAUUACACAAUGUGAUCCUGAUAUACUGUACAAGCUGCAGCAGCAUAGAACUGAUGGACAAAUACUGUGCUUUCCAAACUGUGUGACAUUUUGAAAUUCCUUUUUCAUACCAAUGUAUGCCUGUUGUCUAUUCACAGUUGUGCUGUGUUCUGUUUUUACCACAGAUAGAUAUGUACCUAUUCCUGAGAAUCUGCUAUUCUGCUGCUGGAUUUGCAACUUACAUUCAGACAUUGUUUUGUGUUUUAUUUUAAUGGCUUUGUUUGCAAAUGGCAGUGGUCAUGCUGGUGUAGUUGCUUGUGUUUAAGCUGCUCCUGCAGAUUUCAGAUUUGGAGAGAGAUGGAGUAUGAUGCAUAGCAUAAUACUAUUUAUUUAAAUCUGACUGUUCCAAUGAAAUGGUCAAAGUGUUUACAGAUUUGUGAUAUAGGCUGUAAAGGCUCACCAUUCAGUUUGCUUUUAGAAAUGAAAUAAAAGAAAAAGCUCCUAUACAAAUUGCUGGGUCAUUUUUCUUGCAACUCAGUAAAA